AUGAAGAGCACAGGGACAAGCUUGAGAAGUACUUUUCUACUUCUAAGAAGACGUCAGAGCACUAAAGUCAAUGGAGUCUGGACCAACUUUUCCGAAAGAGCUGCAUCAUUGCAGCUAAACAAUGAACAUAUCAAGGAGACCUUGUUUGGGGAAGGAAAUCCGGAAGAGGGCCCCGCGUCAUUGAUCAACCAAGAGGAUAGAUCAGCAUACCACUCUCCUGUUGCUAUAGAUGAAACUUUCCAAAUGGCGUACAAGAUUUUGGAGAGAGACGCUGAAUCGAAGUAUCAAGUUGUGCAUCGUUUGAAGAAAUCUCUUGCAAAUACGACAUCAGAUAAAGAUGCAUUGGCUCUCAGGAACCAGAUCGACAAGUAUUUGGUAGAUGCUGAGAUUGAAAACCCCGAAGUUUUAUACAAUGCCGAAUUUAUGGACCCCGAACAUUUGGACAAGUCACAACCAGUAUACAGACAUUUGUUGAAGGAAAAAUGGGAGAAUUAUGACUUGCUAGUGACCAUGCAAAGAUUAGAACAGCUACAUGUUAUUCCCGAUACUCUUCCCACGCUAGUACCAAAGGCGGACGUGAAAAUCAAAUUUACGCACAAUACAGAUGAGCAGUUUAGCAAAUGGGUGACUCCUGGUGCAUUGUUGCCAGCUUUCGCUGUCUCGAAACCUCCAACAAUACAUGUUCAAGAGUUUGACCGAGUCGAAGGUAAUAACAACUUGUACACCGUCUUAUUAGUGAAUCCAGAUACGCCUGAUUUGAGAACAAACUCGUUUACAACUACCUUACAUUACGGUUUGAAAAAUGUUGUGCUCAAUAAUGUCGAUAAUUCGAUAAAUAUAUCGAAAUUGUUGACAGUGGGCCCAAAGAUCACUUUCAAAGAGUAUGUCCCAUUAGCACCAGAGAAGAAUGCCCCAGCUCAAAGAGCAUGUUUGUGGGUUUUCAGGCAAACAAAAGAACUUGGUGAUUUGGCCGAAUCUAGUGAAAAUUUCGACAUUAGGGAAUUUGCUGCUAACCAUGGAUUGACCGCUGUUGGAGCUCACGUCUGGAGACAAACAUACGACAGAAGUGUGCCUGAAAUCAGAAAGAUGUACGGUCUUGGUGAAGGACGUGUUUAUGAGAAGGCCAGGAGUAUGGACCCGAUAAAUCUUUAA
Lodderomyces theae is the source of this 1152-nucleotide messenger RNA. RefSeq names its product mitochondrial 54S ribosomal protein mL38. NCBI's taxonomy places the organism in Eukaryota, Fungi, Ascomycota, Pichiomycetes, Serinales, Debaryomycetaceae. The record is from RefSeq and is a predicted model, not a curated record. The transcript has a single exon. The coding region runs from base 1 to 1152 and encodes 383 amino acids.